Messenger RNA from Paraphaeosphaeria sporulosa, 1593 nucleotides. RefSeq names its product cytochrome P450 3A30. The transcript has 2 exons. NCBI's taxonomy places the organism in Eukaryota, Fungi, Ascomycota, Dothideomycetes, Pleosporales, Didymosphaeriaceae. Gene Ontology annotation, molecular function: iron ion binding; oxidoreductase activity, acting on paired donors, with incorporation or reduction of molecular oxygen; monooxygenase activity. The record is from RefSeq and is a predicted model, not a curated record. The coding region runs from base 1 to 1593 and encodes 530 amino acids.
AUGACGAUACCGUCAUGGCUCACGCUCUUUUGUUCCGGUUUGAUCGCUUCGCUGGGGUACUUCUUUGCCAAGCUGCAUCUUCACAGACGCUUCUACCGCAAUGUGCCUACACCACCGCACAGUUUUCUGUGGGGCCACUUGAAACUCAUGGGGGAGUCAAUGAGUCUUCUCCCUAGUGGUGCACACUAUCAGCAAGUCAUCACGACAAUCUCGCAAAAGUACGACAUGCCCGGAGCAUGGUAUCUGGAUUUAUGGCCAGCUGGCCCAUCGCAAUUGAUUGUCACAGAUCCGGAUUUAGCGAACCAAUUCACAGUCUUGAAGAAUCACCCAAAACAUAUCGCGGCAGUCAAUUCCAUGGAUGCCGUCUUAGGAACAGGCAACAUAGCAACAGCAGAUGGGCCGGCGUGGAAAGCUGCCCACAACAUGGUCGCUCCUGCUUUUUCGGUGUCACAUCAAAGGAACAUGGCCGGUAUGAUGGCGGAAGAGGUCAUGGUAUUCCGAUCAAUCUUGCGAGAGAUGGCCUCGAGUGGCGAGGUGUUUGAACUUGAGAAAGUCCUCCAAAAUCUCGUGCUCAAUACUGUUGCCAGAUCGAUUUUCGAGGAGUCGCUCGAUGCACAGCGCAAGGAAACUCCGAUGCUUGCAAAAUUCCAUGCAGCGUGCAAAGAGAACGUAUAUAUAAUGCAAUCAUGGAACCCUGUUGGAAGCUUCUUGGCUCGGCGGAGGCUAAGUGGAUUGAAUGGCGAGUUGGAAGCUCAGCUGGCAGAUAUGAUUCGUGUUCGCUACGAAAAACUCCAACGGGAUAAUGCAGAUGUCAGUCAAAAGCGAGGCUUAUGCACGGUGGACCUCAUACUGCGAGAGCACCUGCUCGAGGUACGAAAGGCGCAGAAAGAGGCUCUUGACCCGACCUUCAUGCAUAUGGCAAUUUCACAAGUACGCACCCUUCUGCUAGCCGGAUCCGGUACCACGACAGGUACACUCUCAUUCGCCUACGCACUGCUCUCCGUCAACCCGCAGGUCCUUCAAAAACUACGAGGCGAGCAUGAUACUGUCUUCUGCCCUGGUAUUGAGGCCACCUACGAUCUGCUUCAAACAGAACCGAAUAGGCUCAACGAGCUCGAAUACACAACGAACGUGAUCAAAGAAGUUCUCCGCCUGUUUCCCAUCGGCAAUUCAGCCCGCGGAGAAGAUGCCACAGGCUUCCUAACUUACAAAGGCCAACAGCUUACCACUAGAGGUCAGCUUGUCACUGGCGUGCAGCACACCAUGCAUUAUGAUCCCAGAAUUUAUCCCAAUCCUACAAAAUUUGACCCAGACCGUUUUACUCGCAACGAGGUGCCGCGGAACGCAUGGCGGCCGUUUGAGCGUGGGCAGAGGGCGUGUUUAGGACAGACGAUGGCGAUGGAGGAGAUGAAAGUCACCCUCCUGCUGACGGUGAGGGACUUUGACUUCGAGUGUAGCGGACUCAAGCCUACGAAGCAAAGAUUUGGGUGGACGGAUCUAGAUACGAUCUUUGGAGAUCGAGCGUUCACGGUCAUGAAGUUCGAAGCAAAACCGAUUGAUGGGAUGCCCAUGACAGUAAGAAGGACAAAGUGA